Molecule: messenger RNA, 1881 nt
Organism: Topomyia yanbarensis
Lineage: Eukaryota; Metazoa; Arthropoda; Insecta; Diptera; Culicidae
Exons: 4
Coding region: 1-1881 (626 amino acids)
Source: RefSeq, a predicted model, not a curated record
AUGAUCCGCACACAUAUCGCCACGAAACGGCAUCGGGACGCAGCAAGUAAAGCGGAAGAGGGAUUUGAAUCCGAAUCGAAGAUAGAUGAUUCCUCUCUACAAGACAAUGUAAAUGAGGCUGAACUUAAAAUCUGCGCAUGGGCUUUGGAAAACAACGUGUAUUUUACUGCAGUUGACAAGCUCACUGACCUGUUGAGAGGACUCACCAUAGAUUCUAAGCUCUUGCAAAAGCUAAAGUUGGGAAGAACCAAAACGGCGUCAGUUGUUGAGUCGGUUAUUGCUGCGACUCAAUAUGAUGAACUGGUCGAACAAACGAGAAGUGAUAUUUUCUCCAUUAUCGUCGAUGAGUCUACCGAUUUUAGCAGCAAUAAAACGCUUGCAAUUGUUGUCCGGGUAAUGGAUAAGGUAUCUUUUUGUGCCAAAGACCGAUUUUACACUGCGAUAGAAAUUGAGUGUGCAGACCAUACGACACUGCAUUCGGUUAUAGUUUCGGAGUUUGAGAGAGACAACAUCAAUUACAAAAAGAAUCUUAGAGGAUUUGCAUCAGACGGAGCAUCUGUUAUGAUGGGUCGGAACAACUCAGUGAUGCGUUUGUUCAAAAAAGAAUGCCCGAACAUGAUAUCUAUAAAGUGUACCUGCCAUUCACUUGCCUUGUGUGCUAGCUAUGCUUGCGAAAAGGUUCCAUCAUACGAUGAACAACUGAUGCGUGAUAUAUAUAACUAUUUAUCAAGCAGUACUAAACGAUCAAAAGAGUUUAAAAAAAUACAGGAUAUUGUAGACCUCAAACCGUUGAAGGUUCUUCAUCCAUCCGCCACUAGAUGGCUUUCUUUGGAAGCUGUCAUUAAUCGAAACAUGGAAAGAUUCGACGAACUAAAGUUUUUCUUCUCGUUCCAAGUAAAAUAUAACCACAACCCAACGGCAAAUCGCAUUUUAACUCAUCUCAAUGAUCCUAUGACGAAACCGAUUAUGCUUUUCCUUAAUUAUAUAUUACCACUCAUCAACAACGCUAACCGAACUUUUCAGUCAGAUAAUUGUCAGUUUUUUGAAAUAUACGAGACAAAAACUAUGUUGGCUUUGAUUUUGGGCAACUUGUGUAAAGAGAAUUAUGUUCAGCGGUUUACUGGCGAUGAUGUGGAUGUUACUGAUUUUGAAUUAUUUUUGAAAAAACCUGAAGACGUUUACGUCGGUAUUAACGCCGAGGAAGCAGAGGAAGCUUUGGGAAAUGCUGUUCAAUUAACAUUUAAAUCAAUUUGUCGCGAUUUUUAUAUCGAGUUGACCAAACAGAUUUUAAAACGAUUUGACUUCAAGGAUCCUGUAAUUAAAACAGCCGCAUUAAUAAACCCUGGAACUUUCAUUAAGCUACCAAACCUAAACGGAUUAAUGCGGCAAUUUCCAAGCUUUCUCGAGGGGAUUGAUAGGCAAGAAUUGGACAAUGAAUUUAGACGACUGAAAAUCAAUCUCACACAAGAUAAAACGAUGGAGAUGAAUACAACCUGGCCUCAGUUAUUGGAUACUAAAAGACGCGAUGGUUUGUUCUUAUAUCCAAUGUUACGAUGCUUCGUGCGAAUAUUUUUGAUUAUUCCACAUUCUUCGGCAUGUGUGGAGAGAAUUUUUUCGCCAUACAACGCUAACAAAUCGAAAGCUAGAAACCGAUUGGCUUCCCAUACGAUGGAUGCAAUUCUGAAGGCAAAAACCUAUGUUAUGAACCAAGGAGGUGCAAAUAACAUAAAACUUACAAAAUCAAUGAAAGUUGUGAAAAUGGUAUCGGAGCAAAAGGAGCAACAGAGCACAAUUUUACUCAGGCAUCGCGAAAAUCCAAACUACUUACACGCCAAGUUGGCGAAAUUGUUGAAUAUGAUCAAAUCGAUGCGGGGUCAUUAG